Carica papaya (papaya) is the source of this 1997-nucleotide messenger RNA. The record is from RefSeq and is a predicted model, not a curated record. NCBI's taxonomy places the organism in Eukaryota, Viridiplantae, Streptophyta, Magnoliopsida, Brassicales, Caricaceae.
GCAUCAAGUGGAAGUUGAGAGGCAAUGAAUGCUCUACUGGAUCUUCUUGUAUUCUGGUCUUGGGGAGAGAAAAGUCAAAGUGAGAAAAUUUGACUUCCAAAAUGUAUAGUCCACUCAGAAAAAAGAAAAAACUUGAACAAAUGCCCUCCAGAGACUUCACCCAGGAAAAUGUGCUGCCGGGUGUGACAACAACAAUUCCUUCAGGAUCACAGGGAAGCUCAAGCAAAAACCAAGAGACGAAAGGGGCUGAGUACCUUCAAUAUCUUCCCCUCUACAAGGCUGUGGACAAUGGUGAUUUAGAAGCAACCAAACAUUUUAUUGACCUUCAUCCUAAUGCACUAACUGCAAGCCUUUCGGCAGAUAAAGAAACGGCUCUUCACAUUUCAGUUUUAGCCGGACACAUAAAGAUUGUUGAGGAACUGGUCAAAAGGAUGCAUCCAGAGAACUUGACAGUCAAGAAUAAAGAUGGUGCCACUGCCCUUAUCUAUGCUGCCAUUGGAGGUAUUGUAAAGAUUGCAGAAUAUUUGGUGACAAAGAAUCAUCAACUGCUUAGUGCUGGAAAUAAGUACGAUCAGAUUCCUGUUGUGGUGGCCUCUCUUUAUGGACAUAAAGAUCUGGUGCGGUAUCUUUACUCUGUGACUCCUCUUGAAGCACUUGCUCCAGAACGGUCUAAUGGAGCUAUGCUUGUUACGACUUGCAUAAUUAAUGACGAUUAUGACAUUGCUUUGGAUCUUGUUCAACAAUAUCCUCGCUUGGCAUAUGCUCAAGAUACUGAUAACGACAAUGCGUUGUAUGUAUUGGCUCAAAAACCUUCUGCAUUUCCGAGCGGAACCCGACUGGCAUUAUGGCAACAAUGGCUAUACUCGUGCAAGUACCUCAUAACUUUCUAUGCAAAUCAAUCUGAAACUACAUUUUUAUGCAUAUGCUUAUAUAUAUUUACAGUUCCAGCCCUUAUGAACAUAUAUGAAUUGAAGUUGAGACAUAUCCAAGCUCAAAAAUUGCUAAGUUGCAUAUGCAAAGAAAUAUCUACCCUGGGAGAGUAUGAAUUUGAAAAGAGUAGUGUAAAGCAAGCAGUAUUCAAAGCUGUCAAACAUGGCAUUGUUGAGUUGAUUGUAGAGAUGAUGAAAAAUUACCCUGACAUAAUAUGGUGUUGUGAUGAGCAAAACCGUGGUAUAUUUUUGUAUGCAACACUCCAACGCCAAGAAAAGAUUUUUAGCCUUAUAUAUAAAUUGGGUGCAAAGAAGAACUCAAUGGCAACGGCUUGGGACAAUAAUCACAAUAACAUGUUGCACCAAGCUGCAUUUUUGGCCCCAUCCUCUCAGCUCGAUUGCGUUUCAGGUGCAGCUCUGCAGAUGCAAAGAGAAUUACAAUGGUUUAAGGAGGUGGAAAGUAUUGUGCAGCCUAAAUACAAGGAGAUGACAAAUAGAAGCCGAAAAACCCCUCAGGCUCUGUUCACUGAGACACACAAGAAAUUGGUGGAGCAUGGGGAGAAAUGGAUGAAGGAAACAGCAGAAUCUUUCACAGUUGUUGCUGCUCUCAUCGCUACCAUUAUGUUUUCAGCAGCCUUUACUGCGCCUGGUGGUUAUGAUAACUAUGGAAAUCCUAUAUAUCUACAUCAUAAUUCUUUUAUAGUUUUCAUAGUAUCGGAUGCAUUAUCAUUAUUCGCUUCCUGCACUUCACUACUGAUGUUCUUAGGAAUCCUGACUUCACGAUACAGCGAAGAAGAUUUCCUCAAGUCCUUGCCUACAAAAUUGAUCAUAGGCCUCUCUACUCUUUUCUUCUCUAUAGCAACCAUGAUGGUAUCUUUUGGUGUCACCGUUGUUAUUCUUCUUCAGAGACGAAUAAUUUGGGUUUCGUUUCCGAUUAUUGUUCUUGGCAGUCUUCCAGUAAGUCUCUUUGCUGUCCUGCAAUUUCCUCUCCUUGUUGAGAUUUUCUAUUCCACUUAUGGACCUGGCAUCUUUGAGAAGCCAAAAAAAUGCCCCUUCUUCAGUUCCUAG